Molecule: messenger RNA, 152 nt
Organism: Entrophospora candida
Lineage: Eukaryota; Fungi; Glomeromycota; Glomeromycetes; Entrophosporales; Entrophosporaceae
Source: the annotation of a GenBank genome assembly
AUGCAGUAGCAGAAAUCAUAGAUAUGUACAACACAUUAGACAGCGGUGCCGAUUCCGAUUCUGAUACUAAACCCGAACCUAAAUCUCAGCCUAAGAAUAAUUCUUUUGAUGUCCUAAUCGCGGAAAUAGAUUCGAUGUUAGCAGGAAUGUGA